AUGGAAGCCAUUCUCGACCGCAUGCUGCUGGCAGCUUUUCAGCAGGUGCUGCCUUGCGACGAGGCCACGCUGGUGCUCAAGCCAGGAGAGGGUGCUGUGCAGCGCCCUGGGGCCGACUUCUCAUGUCGGGCCGCGCGCACGGCCUUCCACAGGAUGCGCGGCAGCAAUGCUGCGUUAUCAUAUACGCGCCCUUGCUCUUUUGGAAUGGGCCCCGAGAUUUGGAGCUUUGACACGGCGGAGCUCCUUGCUUUGGCAAUUGUGGAGCGAUUGGAAGCGGUCCCAGCGCUGGCCGAUGUUCGGGUCACAGCGCUGGGCGAGAUCCUCCUCACCACGAAGGAGCAUUUGGCUUCGCAGAGGGGCCAAGGCAAGUGGCAUUGCGGGGACUGCGGUGGCUUCUUCCGUGGCCGCAGGGGCUUGCAGGAUCACCAACGCCAGGCCCAUGGCAAGGCAGUGGAAGCUGCCCUGGACGCUGUGGAUCUAAGCCGCCUGGCUUUGAUGCCGUAUCGCGCACGUGCAGCCGGACUUUCUGGCGUCGCUAGUGCCGCUAGUGCCGCCAGUUCGAGCGGCUUGCGGGCAACGCGAGCACUUGAUGAAGGUCUCUGUGCUGCAAGAGAUGGUGACAUGAAGAAGAUCGCUGAUAUGAUGGCUGCCGGGUGGGACCUGGAGUCCAGGGACCACCACGGUUCCAACGCUCUCCUGUGGGCAGCAGGCGGUGGACACUUGGCGCUAUGCUGUGCCCUGGUGGAAGCAAAGCUGGACCCGAGGAGCCAUCAGAAGGACCGUCGCAAUGCUCUACAUUGGGCGGCGCGGAACGGGCAUGUGGACGUCUGUUGCUGGCUAGCCCAAUUCCUGGACCCGGACACGGCCACCCUGGACGGCACGACGCCGCUGCACUGGGCCGUGUGGCAGGGCCAUAAGGACGUGUGCGACUUCCUCAUCCACGAGGCCAAGGCCAACUUGCAUGCCAAGAACAAGUAUGGUUGCAACGCUUCCCAAUGGGCUGCCUUGGCUGGCUCCGUAGAAAUGUGCCUGUACCUGCAGCGCAAAGGCUUGGAUUUGGCAGUGCUAAACUUCAAUGGCCACUCGGCGCUGCACAAGGCAGCUGUGAAAGGUCAGCGAGAUCUCUGCCAAUGGCUUUUGGGCGAAGGUGGCCUAGGCCAAGCGCAGGACUCGAAUUCCACAUCGCGACAGAUCCCCGACAUAUCCCUGGCAUGCAAUUUCUGGUCCCAAUUUCUUGCAGUUUCCUGUCCCUGCUUUUGUUUUAUAUGA
Effrenium voratum is the source of this 1269-nucleotide messenger RNA. The record is from the annotation of a GenBank genome assembly. NCBI's taxonomy places the organism in Eukaryota, Dinophyceae, Suessiales, Symbiodiniaceae.